AUGUCUUCCAAGUAUCCACGGUUCCACCGCUAUGUGAACAGAGCUUAUAUAGGACUUUUACUUAUAUUGGCCAUCGUGCUGCCUCUAUGUUACUUAUUUACCGAUGCUGAGCUAUCGAUAUCCGGGAUAAUAAUAAUAUUCAUCGCAGUAUUGAUGUCAUAUGCAAUAUAUUGGUUAACCGUACGGACUAACUGUUAUGGCGAAAGAACAGACCAACCAACAACACCGGAGAUGGUUAUUACACCCACUGCACAACACAAUGAUUCUUCGGCCCAAUCUGCACAUUCUCGAGGCUCAUCUAAUUCGCACGUAUCAACAAACCCACCAUAUCCUACAUUCACCAGUUAUCGUUUAGGUGACAUGCGUGAUAGGCUUCGGCGAUGGGCAUCUAAUAAUGGUGCUAGAUCUGAAGAUGAAGAGGUAGAAACGACGGCCACUGAGGAAGUGGCCAAUCCCCCUCCCACAUACAGUGUGGCAUUAGAAGGUGCAGGUUUGCCACCGCCAUACACUACAGGGAGCGAUACAAACGAAUCCGUUACAAUAGUAGUAGAUGAUGGUAGCAACAAUAAUACAUCACGGAGAACAGCAUCGGUGUCAUCGACGUCAUCAUCUCCUCGUUCACCGACGAGUUGGCUUUUUGGAUUAACACCAUUUAAAUCCACAACUUCGCCGUCAUCUCAGCGUGGUUCUCCGACCAAUCUACUGGUACCCCCUCCAGCAUUCACAUCAGGUUCGACACCUGUACCUCAAGCAACACCCACACAACCAUCUACUCAAACUUCACAAUCUAAUUCGCAAUCUGAUCGCAUACCACCACCCCGUCGAGCGCCUCCUUCACCGCCACAAUCACAGAACAAUCAAUCUCCGUCGUGA
Molecule: messenger RNA, 873 nt
Organism: Paraglomus brasilianum
Lineage: Eukaryota; Fungi; Glomeromycota; Glomeromycetes; Paraglomerales; Paraglomeraceae
Source: the annotation of a GenBank genome assembly